AUGGCGACACGUCCUCCAACUUUGAGCGAGAUUCUUCUCGAUGUCUCUCCACCACCGUGGACUCUCAGUGCCUUCAUGGCCUACCUAUCGCAGAACCAUUGCAUGGAGACGUUGGAGUUCACUCUCGACUCUCAACGAUAUGCCGCUUUCUACGAACAGCUUUCCGAAACGGGUUCCCCCUCGCGUGAAAAUAAUGCUCGCGUUUCUGGAUGGUGGGACAGGCUCAUGCAGGUAUACAUUGUUCCAUGCGCGCCACGGGAAAUCAACCUUCCUGCUCGUGUUAGAGACCGGCUUUUGAGUCUGCCUUGCGGUCCAACCCCUCCCCAUCCAGCUGGAUUGGAAGAAGCUGGCCGUAUUAUAUACGAUCUCAUGAACGACUCUCUCCUUGUUCCAUUCCUGCAGUCAGUCGCGCCAACCCCUCAGAUAUGCCAGAACGAGGAACUCGCUCAGGAUCAUCGUCGUCGAUCUCGACACCUUGGUCUUCAGGCCGAUCAGCCAAGACGCUCAGCCGCCUCGCCGCACUCGGAUUUUGACAGCCUAACGGACGACAGCGAUAGUAAUUCACCUUUUUCUUCGGAGCCCAUGACGCCUCCGACUACUCCUCCUACUUCGGAGUAUAUUUUUAAUACUUCCCCUGGUGGGUUUCAGCGGGCCGUGGCUGCGCAUAGUAAAGGCUGGAAAAAGGUCGGUCAAAAGCUAGGUUUCAGCCGAAAGGCAACCAGUCGGCCUACUCCGACCUCUUCUUCAGCCUCCGAUCACGACACAGGGUCCGGAGAGUGA
Molecule: messenger RNA, 780 nt
Organism: Ustilaginoidea virens
Lineage: Eukaryota; Fungi; Ascomycota; Sordariomycetes; Hypocreales; Clavicipitaceae
Exons: 1
Coding region: 1-780 (259 amino acids)
Source: RefSeq, a predicted model, not a curated record